AGAGUUUACUAAAUUGCCCUGCGCAUGCGCUUUACCUUUGAGCGUUUGCUUGUUCUACACCCGGUUAUUUUUUGGGGUGGGUGAGGACCAUGGCUCGCACCUUUCUGCCCUCCUGUCUGUUACCGUGUGUGCUCGGUGUAUUGGUGUGUAUUACAGCAGUAGGGAGCAGUGGUAUAGAUUGGUACCGGUACAGAUUUACCCCCCUCACUUCCACAGAGCAGGAGCUGCAGGAGCUGUACAGUGGGCCGGGCACCAGGGGCACCGAAUUCUCCCCACACCCCAUCCUGCCCCCCUAUCUUCUCCUGCCCAUGUUCCGCCAGCAGCCCGCACCAUUCACAUCCAAACUCCUGUUCAGACCUUCUGUUGGGAGGAGGGUUUUACCAAGCACCCUGGAGAACAUUCUAAUCCCCCAGAAUCUGCAGGAGGACCAGACCCGGGCUCUUCCUGUCAGUAAUGACCGGGGGGUGGAGGUCUGGUGUGGGUACAGUAAGGUCUCGGUCCGAGUCAAUCUGGCUCUGCUGGGGUUCAGGAGUUCAGCUCAUCAGUUCAGGUUCGGAACCUGUGAGGUGUCUCGAUCUGACGGUUCAUUCAUCUACUUUCAUUAUGAUCUGAACGACUGUGGAGGCUUAUUUUCGGUAAUGAAUGAACAGCUGAUUUAUUCUAAUAAUUUAGUGUAUAAGCCAGAUCCUCACGGUUUUGUGAUCAGAUCUCUACCACUCAUUUUAAACAUCCAGUGUGUUUACAACCGAUUUCAUUAUUCAUAUAAAAUCGGAUAUAUUCCUGAUGUUGGUGAACACACAUUUCGGAAGAGGCUUGGCACCAAAGGGGUGUUCAGUCUGUCUGUGUAUAAUGAGAUGUGGGAGAAAUCAUCAGUGAAUGAAAGUUUUACUCUUGGGCAGCAGAUGAACUUUGAAGCUUCAGUAGAUUUUACCUGGAAGGACCAGAGUAUUUUUGUUGAAGCUUGUCACGCAACUGAGAGUAACGAUCCAAACUCCAGCCCUCGUUACGAUCUCAUCACCAACUUUGGGUGCCUGAUAGACAGUAAGAUGACCGGAAGUCAGUCCCGAUUCGUCCUACGACAGAAGAACAUCCUCCGAUUCUCAAUCGAUGCGUUUUUAUUCCCACAAUCAACUUCUGAGAUUUUUUAUUUGCACUGCUCUCUGUUUGUUGGAAACUCUGCUGUGAGCUCCACAACUAAAUCCUGCACAUACAGUAAAGAACAGAGCAGCACUCAGCGGGCGGUGGUGACCAGUGAUGCCUGUAGUUUAAACCUGCACAAAUUUCUUCAAGAGUCUGAAGUGGACACUGAACCAGAAGAUGAGAUGGUGGUGCAUCACCUCCAUGACAUUAAUAAUGAUGAUGAGGAGGAAGAGAUGGUAGAAGAUUAUGAACUGGAGGAAGUUCUGAUUGGUAAGGAGGACUUUGAAAACAAUACAAUGAUUGAGGACCAGCAGGCUGAAGAUGAUGAAGAUGAUGAAGGAAACAUGAAGCAACAAGAGGAGGAAAACAUGAUGGUGGGAAAUGCAGAACAAGAGCAGCAACUUGAGGUUCUUGUUGUUGAGAUGAAGAAUGAAGAGCCAUUAAUGAGACGGGAGGAGUGA
Messenger RNA from Trichomycterus rosablanca, 1601 nucleotides. It is a transcript of the gene zp3d.1, whose product is annotated as zona pellucida glycoprotein 3d tandem duplicate 1. The coding region runs from base 90 to 1601 and encodes 503 amino acids. NCBI's taxonomy places the organism in Eukaryota, Metazoa, Chordata, Actinopteri, Siluriformes, Trichomycteridae. The transcript is spliced from 8 exons. The record is from RefSeq and is a predicted model, not a curated record.